AUGAUCUCAAUUCCGAAAUCACCAGCUCGGUGUUUUGCUAGAGUUAGCAGAAUAAUCAUGAAGACUGCCGUGGUAUUAGCUGCUUUUUCGGCCCUCAUGGCAUUAGCAAGAGGUACGUACAUUAAUUCCAAAAACCGUUUUCCCCCUGAAAGUGAUGCAGCACAAAGUCCGCUGGCAUCCAUGGGAGGUGGAGGUUCGCCUAUGGGUAUGGGCAUGGGUAUGGGCAUGAACAGGAUGAUGUUACCCAUGUUGAUGGGUGGUAUGGACAUGAAACACUUUGCAUUGAUGAACAUGUUAGGUGGUGGUGGAGGUAUGGGAGGUAGCAGAAUGUUACCGCUCAUGGCAGCUCUCCGUGGAAAUGAAAACAUGUUACCAAUCUUAUUGGCAGCCAAAGGUGGUAUGAGCAAUCCAUUAGCAAUGAUGGCAAUGCUGGGUGGUAACGAUAAUCUUAUGAAUAUGUUGCCGCUUAUGAUGUCCAGUGGUAUGGGUAUGGGAGGUGGAGGAGGAAUGAUGAGAGGCGCUGGUGCUGCUGGAGGCGGUGCUGCUGGACCAGGAAUGUAAUGAUCGUGUUGCUUUCUUGUGUGUUGACUAUAAAACUUUUCAAAAUACCAAACGGAACUUGUACUCUAUUUAAAAGAGACAAUUGAACUGUUUUCACUUCAUUCUAAAUAACUCUAAAAAAGACCUUUCAAAGUGUUAUUUUCCCGUAGCUGAUUACUGAGUGCCUGGUAGUAUUUUAGACGAUGUACAAACUAGUUGUUGGGCCUUUGAAUCGGAUAAUAUUUCGCAAAGACUGACAUGUAAAUUCUUCUUAUUGAUGGAGAUUAGCUUGUUUAAGACAAAAUAAAAUGUAACAAAUCAUUCUUC
Messenger RNA from Lottia gigantea (owl limpet), 867 nucleotides. RefSeq lists its product as hypothetical. The transcript is spliced from 3 exons. NCBI's taxonomy places the organism in Eukaryota, Metazoa, Mollusca, Gastropoda, Lottiidae. Bases 1 to 561 code for a protein of 186 amino acids. The record is from RefSeq and is a predicted model, not a curated record.